Drosophila hydei is the source of this 1040-nucleotide messenger RNA. RefSeq lists its product as uncharacterized. The coding region runs from base 789 to 1040 and encodes 83 amino acids. The record is from RefSeq and is a predicted model, not a curated record. NCBI's taxonomy places the organism in Eukaryota, Metazoa, Arthropoda, Insecta, Diptera, Drosophilidae. The transcript is spliced from 2 exons.
UUUAACAACAAAUUAUAUUGCCAUUUUUCCCUUGUGAAUGUGUCGAGUUUUUAUUUUCGCUACCCACUAAAUAACUGAGUAGGGUAUAUUGAUUGAGUGUACAUAUAUACGGCAUAAAUUACAUAUUUAUGGGUGCAUACAAUACAGUUUAUCAGUUUACUUAUUUAUGAAACUACAAACAAUUUGCAAAUAUAAUAAAAAUAAGAAAUGUAUACAAAUUGAAGUUUUCACGAAUAGAAUGAUUUAACAAUAUGAAGAGUUAAGCAUAAAAAUCACAGUAUAUCUACUAGUCUGUACAUCUAACUGGGGAGCACUUUCACUUGUUUUUUUUUUGUUGUUUUUCGUAUUUCGGAAAUGUCUUGCGCACGUGUUGGUAAAACUAAUACAAACAGACACACACACACAGAGACACAGCUGGCAGACAGUCGCGUCGGACAUUAAUAUUAACGUUAAAGCAGCAACAACAACAAAAACAAAAGGCUCAUCAAACAUGCAGCGUUUAAUACGCAAACAUACAAGCUCCCACAGACACACACACACACACACACACACACACAGGGAGACAGUUAGUCUGUGUGUGUGUGUUAGAGCAGGAUGGCUUGAGAGCUUGGCCAUUUUGUUUUGUUGUUCUGCCUUUUCCGGUGCGUGUCGCAGUCGCUGGCUGGCUUUUCCGCCGCGUCGCUUUUUAGUUGGUGGCGAGCGUUUUCUUCGAUCAAAACAGCGACCGGUUUCCGUGUUCAUUUCUCUUUUCAAUUUGAUUUUGGAUUUACUUUACGUGCGUGGCAGCCAUGGCUCUUGUGGCGCACCGCAUGAUGCUGUCGGCGCGCAAUCGACCCACCCAUCAGCAGGUGGCGCGCAAUAAGGUGGGCGUCUUGGCGGUGCCUAGCCUGGCAGACUACUACAACAAAGAAACGGAUCAAGCGCAGCAACAGCAAGCUCAGCAGCCCCUGACUAGACCCGCCCAGCUGGAGCUGCAGCCCGGCAAUGACAACAGCAAUGCGAAAUUCAUGGUAAUGGAACAUUAUCUGAACCUAUCCUGA